AUGGCUCUCUCCGGGCGGCCUGCCCUACGACGACGUGACGAGGUUUUCCGUGCUAUGAUCUCGUUUACUGAGGAUGCAUUGAUCUUCCUCACUAGCGUCCGACGUCGUCUCGUCAGCCUCCUCCCGGCGCAAGCCACCCAAGCUUUCAAGACUGGUCGUGUAACACCAGUAUCGCCACCGGCGCAGAGACAAGAGCAUAUCUAG
Molecule: messenger RNA, 204 nt
Organism: Sparassis crispa
Lineage: Eukaryota; Fungi; Basidiomycota; Agaricomycetes; Polyporales; Sparassidaceae
Exons: 3
Coding region: 1-204 (67 amino acids)
Source: RefSeq, a predicted model, not a curated record